Racocetra persica is the source of this 124-nucleotide messenger RNA. The record is from the annotation of a GenBank genome assembly. Lineage: Eukaryota; Fungi; Glomeromycota; Glomeromycetes; Diversisporales; Gigasporaceae.
AUGAGAAAUGCAGUAGAUAAGUUGGAAUAUAACAUAGUAAAAGAAAAAGAAAUAGAAGCGAAAAAUAAUGAUAUUGAAGAUAGAGUUAUGAAGCAUAUAGAGAAUGAUUAUAGAAAUAGUAAAG